UUAGACGUCGGACAUGGCACCAGCACUGGGCCCGCGACCACUGCCCAACGUGCUCCUCGCAUCCCUGAUACCGGUUGCCAUUUGGUUUGUUAUCAGACCUCUCCUGGACCCACCACCACCGCUUCCUGCCUUGCACACGUCAGUCGGGUUCUCCAUAUUCGCGUUCCUUGCUGCCUUGUAUCUCGUACCGGCACUGGGACCGUCCUUUGUCAAAGCAAAUCUCAAAGGAAGAGACUUGUUGAAGGUCUACUCCGAUCCAAUACCCGAGAGUCAGGGGUUGAUUUGCGCCGCGAUUUAUAUCCUACUGUUGAUCCUGUUCAUUCCGUUCCCUUUCUCAAACUCCAUAGCAAACCUGCCCACGAAGGGCACUCAUCUAGAGGGUCUACUCGGGGCCGCAUCUCUGCAUCAUGAACUCUCUGUAUACUUAUCCUCGCUUUUGUCCUUGUUAAUGGCCACGCUCCUCGGAUUCUUGGACGAUGUAUUUGACAUUCGAUGGAGACACAAGUUGCCUAUACCCCUCAUUGCUGCAAUUCCUCUCCUGAUGGUGUACUAUGCCGAAGGAGGAAAUACGCACGUUGUAGUGCCAAUUCCACUGAGACCACUCUUUGGAGUUUUGCUCAAUCUAGGCCCGCUUUACUAUCUAUACAUGGCACUCCUGUCUACUUUCACCACGAACAGUAUCAAUAUUCUCGCUGGAAUUAAUGGUUCCGAAGUCAGCCAAGCGCUGAUCAUCGGCACAUCCGUCAUUCUGAACGACCUGCUAUACCUCCCAUGGCCUAUAGACUUCCGCAUACCCCUUCACCUUCUUGGCAGUCAGGCCGAGGUAGACGUAGGAGGGCCAUGGCGCGCCGGUAUGGCGUAUGGGAGCAGUCAGCUCGUCUCGAGGCACCUUUUCAGCCUGUACUUCAUGCUGCCAUUAGUUGGUGUGUGUUUGGGUUUCAUGUACCACAACUGGUACCCCGCUCGCGCAUUCCCGGGAGACACCCUCUGUUACGUCACAGGCAUGGCCUUCUCAGUUGUGGGCAUACAGGGACACUUCUCUAAAACAUUGCUCCUGUUCUUCAUUCCACAAAUUUUCAAUUUCGUUCUUUCGUGUCCACAGAUAUUCGGGCUGGUCCCGUGCCCACGACAUAGAGUACCAAGGUUCGACUCUGAUACCAAUCUCUUGCAUCCUUCGACCGCACAGUUUUCACAACCCCCAUCGAAGUUGACCACCCUCAUCCUUCGGGUCUUUGCCUCACUGCGCUUGACGAAGUUGAAAUUCCAUCCUAGUAACGGCACGAUCGUCGAAGCCACUAAUCUUACAAUCCUAAACUUUCUCCUUGUGAACUUGGGGCCAAUGAACGAGAAGGAACUCGUCCAGACACUCAUGGCUGUUCAGGUCUCCGGUAGUGUAUUAGCGUUUGGAGUGCGGUAUGGCCUAGCGGGUCUGCUUUAUGAUGGGGAUAGACACUAGGUAGAGGUAAUUAUGUACGGUAAAGCACAAGAAUGAAGAGGGUUUUCCGGAGCCGCCGCUCAAAAUCCCAUAACGCCGCGCACAGUGUAAGACACGAGGGUCCUAUGGCUGUUCUCUCAUACACAUCGUAGUUGGAUAAUGGAGAUAGAGCGUAUUCACGAACAACGACAGGUGUGAGACGGCGUGGUGUGGCAACCAUGACUCGUGUCCGAAAUGAAACAGGUGCUUGUGGCGGAUAUCACAUGAAAAUUGGUCACACACUUCGUCGGCCCCUUCCCCGAAUGCCAGUACUGAAAUGCACUAACGGAAGUGGC
This is a messenger RNA of Pisolithus orientalis, 1770 nucleotides long. Its product is annotated as glycosyl transferase family 4-domain-containing protein. Bases 14 to 1456 code for a protein of 480 amino acids. Lineage: Eukaryota; Fungi; Basidiomycota; Agaricomycetes; Boletales; Pisolithaceae. The record is from RefSeq and is a predicted model, not a curated record. Gene Ontology annotation, molecular function: UDP-N-acetylglucosamine-dolichyl-phosphate N-acetylglucosaminephosphotransferase activity. The transcript has 7 exons. Gene Ontology annotation, biological process: dolichol-linked oligosaccharide biosynthetic process; protein N-linked glycosylation. Gene Ontology annotation, cellular component: membrane.